Molecule: messenger RNA, 1964 nt
Organism: Cucumis sativus (cucumber)
Lineage: Eukaryota; Viridiplantae; Streptophyta; Magnoliopsida; Cucurbitales; Cucurbitaceae
Exons: 9
Coding region: 307-1704 (465 amino acids)
Source: RefSeq, a predicted model, not a curated record
UCAGUGUUUUUCUUUAUUAUUUUCGUAAAUAGUUUGAUUUAUGAGGGAAACGGUUCAAGGAGUUUGUGUCCGUUGGUUUUUACCAUGAAUUCUUAACAUCUAAACAAGUUUCCAAAUUAAUUAUUUCAUACGAUUAUGUUUUUUAUCAGGGCAUGAGCUUCCUGAAUCAUGGGUGUUUCCAAGAUUAUUUGUUUGUUUUUAUAGGAGAAUACGAGAUCGAUUCACCUAUCUAUAUCAUUGGUUCAAGCAUCUUCUGCCAUUACCAAACAAAUUCUGCUUCCAUCAGGAGGGAAAAAAAAUACAUAGAUGGGCAACGAGGCAAGAUGGAGCUGGUGGCGGGUUUUCAUUGUGGCGGGAGUGGCGGUAACUGGAUUUCUUUUUUCUAGCAGCAGUGCUUCACAACCGGAGCAAUUGAUGGAGACUCAGCCUGUGGUAUCCAGGAUCGCGUUUGGAUCAUGCGCCAACCAGGACGCUCCUCAGCCAAUCUGGAACUCCAUAAUCAACUUUGACCCACAUGUUUUCAUUUGGCUUGGUGAUAACAUCUAUGGAGACAUUAGGCGUCCAUUCAAAUUAUUUGGUCGAGAAAGGACGGUAGGACCGUGGAAAAAUGUUCCACGUUUCAUUCCUUCAUCUAAGCAGGAAAUGAUGCUCAAAUACAAUAAGGGCAAGACAAUUCCAGGCUAUUCUCGGCUUAGACAGAGGACCAAGGUAAUCGGUGUCUGGGAUGACCAUGAUUAUGGAUUAAAUGAUGCUGGAAAGGAAUUUACCGAGAAGGUCACUAAUCAGAAGCUUCUCCUUGAUUUUUUAGACGAACCUCUUGAUAGUCCAAGGCGCAAGCAGCAUGGUGUGUAUGCAUCAUAUAUGUUCGGCCCUGUAGGUAAACAAAUUAAGGUUAUCCUAUUAGAUACUAGAUAUCACCGUGAUCCGCUGUUUAGUGAUGGAACUAUUUUGGGUACUGCUCAAUGGACAUGGCUGAAGAGGGAGCUUAAGGGGCCAGAGUCGGCAGUAACAAUAAUUGGGUCAUCCAUUCAGGUUAUAUCAAAUCUUUCUGCAACCACCAGACCGUUGUUCUAUUUGGAGUCUUGGGGACGUUUCCCAAAGGAAAGAGAUCUCCUUUUCAAGUUGAUUGCAGAUAGCAAGAGAAAAGGUGUUCUCUUCAUAAGCGGAGACGUUCAUUUUGGAGAAAUUUCACGCUCUGAUUGUGCUGUCGAAUAUCCGCUAUUUGACAUAACCUCAAGUGGUCUUACCCAAGCAGUUGAAAGGGUUGUUCCGCGACCAUUACAAUUUUUAGUGAGGUUUCUUGCGUGGUUGACGCCAUCUACAAUGAGAGUUAUGAAAAGCAAAUGCAGAUACAACUCCUGCACGUUCGGCCAACCAAAUUUUGGAGUCGUUGAAAUUGAUUGGGGUGCAAGUCCUGUAAGAAUAAAAAUGGAAGUGCGGGAUACGAACGGACUCACUGUGGUAGGUGUAGAUAUCCCUUUGAGUUCAUUGCGUCCAGGAAACAACGAGUACUUGUCCAGUAAUAGUACGGGUGAGUAUCAGAGGCAUUGUCUUCUGGAAGUCCAUUUGGGAUGGAUUGUCCGAUAUCGCCUGGCAAUUUUGUUUUAUAGUACUUUGACGUUACUCCUUCUCGCUUUGCUGGGAAUUGGUUAUGUGGCCACUUUGUCUUGCAGGAAGUGCGUCCGCAAAUGCAAGCGUGACUAACCGGCGUUUUCACUCUUCUUCUUGUGGCUGGAUAUGUUAGGCCGGUGUGCAGUUGUUUUAUAUUCUUAGUUUCUGUCUUUUACUAGACAAUUAUUUUUUUGAAGAUUAUUUUCAAAUUCUAUAAUGAAUAUAGUGUAAAUUUUGAAGUAUUUUGCUUUUUUUCAGGAGAAUUUUCAAAAAUAGCAAAUUUUACAAAAAUAUUUAUAAUCUAUAGCAAAUUCUAUUAGUUAUAAAAGACUAUCGGCGAUAGAAUUUAAAAA